AUAUCACCAAACCAUCUUCAACAUAAUUCAUAUUCUUCGAUUCAAAGACCUUCUCUGAUCAGACAAACCUAGCAAGACAAAAAACAUUAGAGAUAUCUGAAAGAUUAUGGAGGAAGAAGACAAGAAAGUGACGACGAGGUGUUUUAGCUUCAAGAGAAUCAUGAAGAAGAAGAAGAAGAAGAAAGAGGAAGAGGAGGAUGAGAAGUUGAUAGUGUCUAGAGAAUUCGCCAAGAGAUGGAAAGAUCUGAGCGGUCUAAACCAUUGGAAAGGGAUGUUACAGCCGUUGGAUCAAGAUCUCCGGGAAUAUAUCAUACAUUACGGCGAGAUGGCUCAGGCUGGUUAUGAUACUUUCAACAUCAACACCGAGUCUAAGUUCGCAGGUGCUAGCAUCUACGCUAGGAAAGACUUCUUCGCCAAGGUGUGUCUAGAGAAAGCACAUCCGUACACAAAAUACAAAGUCACGAAGUUUCUAUACGCGACUUCAGAGGUCCACGUGCCUGAGUCAUUCCUAUUGUUCCCAAUUUCACGUGAGGGAUGGACAAAGGAGUCCAACUGGAUGGGUUACGUGGCGGUAACAGACGACCAAGGCACGGCGCUUCUUGGCCGGAGAGACAUUGUGGUUGUUUGGAGAGGCUCAGUUCAACCACUCGAAUGGGUUAACGACUUCGAAUUCGGAUUAGUGAACGCCAAGAAAAUAUUCGGUGAGAAAAAUGAUCAAGUACAGAUUCAUCAAGGUUGGUAUUCAAUCUACAUGUCUCAAGAUGACCGAUCACCUUUUACUAAGGCCAAUGCUCGUGAACAGGUACUGCGAGAGGUUGGGAGAUUGUUGGAUAGGUAUAAAGACGAAGAAGUUAGUAUAACUAUCUGUGGUCAUAGUCUUGGAGCUGCACUCGCGACGCUUAAUGCUGCGGAUAUUGUGGCUAAUGGUUAUAACCGACCAAAGAGUCGUCCUGAUAAGGCUUGUCCAGUUACGGCUUUUGUCUUUGCUAGUCCUCGUGUUGGCGAUUCUGACUUUAAGAAACUCUUCUACGGAUUGGAAAAUCUGCGAGUGUUACGGACAAGGAAUCUACCGGACGUAAUUCCGAUAUAUCCCCCGAUAGGUUACUCCGAGGUUGGAGACGAGCUUCCAAUAGACACAAGAAAGUCACAAUACAUGAAAUCUCCAGGAAACCUGGCGAGCUAUCACUGCCUAGAGGCUUACUUGCACGGCGUCGCAGGAACUCAAGGAACGGCCAAAGCUGACAUAUUCAGACUCGAUGUGAAAAGAGACAUCGGAUUGGUCAAUAAAUCAGUGGAUGGGCUAAAAGACGAGUGUAUGGUCCCUGGAAAAUGGAGAGUUCUUAAAAACAAAGGCAUGGUCCAACAAGACGAUGGGUCUUGGAAGUUACUGGACCAUGAGACUGAUGAUAAUGAAGAUUUUGAUUUGUGAUAUAUUUUUUUUCUUACUUUGUCAAGUGUCGAUGUUUGAAAAAGACGGUAUUAUUUCAUAUAUGUAACGUUUCAUCUUA
Molecule: messenger RNA, 1508 nt
Organism: Capsella rubella
Lineage: Eukaryota; Viridiplantae; Streptophyta; Magnoliopsida; Brassicales; Brassicaceae
Product: phospholipase A1-IIgamma
Exons: 4
Coding region: 107-1429 (440 amino acids)
Biological process (GO): lipid metabolic process
Molecular function (GO): glycerophospholipid phospholipase A1 activity
Source: RefSeq, a predicted model, not a curated record